AUGGCCGACAAGCCCAAAAUCGAGCUCGAGCUCAACCCUAGAGGUAUCCCCAAGGCGCCCUUUGUGGACAAUGUCGACGACUACAUCGGCACCAAGGACGGCGACGUCGAGGGCGUGAUCAAGAAGUUCCAGGAGACGAGCGCCAAGUACCGCUACAUGGAGCUCAACCUCCAGCAGCGCCGCAAGGCUCUGCUCGCCAAGAUUCCCGACAUUGAGCAGACGCUCGGCGUGGUGACGUUCAUGGCGGCACGGCGCGCCAAGGCUCUGGGCGAGCCCGAGCCCGAGGAGGAGGACGCCGGUUCCGACGCUGGUUCCGACGACAUUGACGCCCUCCUGGACGGCGAGGAGGACGAGGAGGCCGCCGCCAAGCCCCUCACCACCUUGUUCGAGCUCAACGACACCCUGUACGCCGAGGCGACUGUCAAGGAGAACGGGCAGGUCGGACUCUGGCUCGGCGCCAACACCAUGCUCAUGUACCCGCUCGCCGAGGCGGCCGAGCUGCUCAGCUCCAAGCUUGCGGGCGCACGCAAAAACCUCACCGAGGUUGUCGAGGACCUCGAGUGGAUCCGCGAGCAGGUCACCGUCAUGGAGGUCAACUUUGCCCGCGUGCACAACUGGGACGUCAAGCGUCGUCGCAGCGCCAAGGGCGGCGAGGAGAAGAGUCUGAUGGGCGAGAAGGAGGCCAAGUAG
Molecule: messenger RNA, 690 nt
Organism: Apiotrichum porosum
Lineage: Eukaryota; Fungi; Basidiomycota; Tremellomycetes; Trichosporonales; Trichosporonaceae
Exons: 4
Coding region: 1-690 (229 amino acids)
Biological process (GO): microtubule-based process; tubulin complex assembly; protein folding
Cellular component (GO): cytoplasm; prefoldin complex
Molecular function (GO): tubulin binding
Source: RefSeq, a predicted model, not a curated record